Messenger RNA from Lithohypha guttulata, 1038 nucleotides. RefSeq lists its product as uncharacterized. The record is from RefSeq and is a predicted model, not a curated record. The transcript has 2 exons. Bases 1 to 1038 code for a protein of 345 amino acids. NCBI's taxonomy places the organism in Eukaryota, Fungi, Ascomycota, Eurotiomycetes, Chaetothyriales, Trichomeriaceae.
AUGUCGGAUAAUAUGCUUCACGUCUCAUGUUCCGGUAGUCCAUAUGAGAUUGGUCGGCAACAUGGCGAGCAAGCCAGCAGUCAGGUCUAUGGCAGCAUAGCCUUUUACGAUGACUAUUUCAAGCGAAAGACAGGAAAGUCGUGGCCCGAGGUCCAGGAAGUCGCGAAGCAGUUCUUGCCAUAUCUUACCUCGACAUGGCCUUCUUACCUAGAAGAAGUACGAGGCAUAGCUGAUGGAGCUGGCGUGCCAUUUGAGUCAAUCCUGGCACUCAAUGUGCGCACAGAGAUAGGAUUCGGUAUGCUCAAUGACGGCUGCACAGCAUUCGCUUGGAAGACAAAGACGGCUAGCUUCAUUGCACAGAACUGGGACUGGGAAGGUCAGCAGAAGGACAACAUCAUGUGCGUCAGAGUGGUUCAGAAGGACAAGCCAACGAUUCACAUGAUGACUGAAGCAGGCAUCAUUGGCAAAAUUGGCAUGAACAGUGCUGGCGUUGGAGUAACACUGAACGCUAUUGCAGCGAAAGGUGUCUCAUUUGAUAAGCUGCCAUGCCACUUUGCUUUGCGAAUAGUGUUAGAAAGCACUUCACUGCAAGAGGCAAAGCAGAAAUUGAACAAGGCUGGGCUGGCAUCCGCAUGCCACAUCACAGUGGCUGAUGCUGAGACUGGUAGUAUCGGCUUCGAAAACACAGCAGUUGACCAAAUAGAACUGCAUAUGAAGGAUGGGCUCAAUAUGCAUACGAACCAUAUAACAGUGCAGCGUCCUGGCGUUGAAGACAAAGGUAUGCUCGCAGAUUCACCGUUCCGGCUAGAGCGGAUCAAGGAACUUUUGAAAUCGGCAGGACCAGAACCGUCGAUGCAACAGCUUCGUGACAUACUCAAGGACGACAAGAAUUCUCCUUGUGCUAUCAAUAGAUCCCCAACCGAGAAAGCGACGAUUCAGACCUUGUUCUCGAUCGUGAUGGACUUGCAGAAUCGGUGCGCGGUGGUCAAAAUGGGUAGACCCACAGAGGGAGGAGAAGAGCUCGAAUUGAGGCCUUGA